AGAAACCUGAGGAAAGACACGGGUCAGAAAACACACUGUGCCGGUGACAGCAAAAUAGAAACAGAGAUUCUAACAUCUUCAAUGGAAGCGUGUCUGUCUGUGGAUAUCACUAUAUACUGCAGACCGACUACGAAAACAUGAAAACUGGGAAGGUGGACUUGAAUUUGUUUCAUAACUCUACACUUAUAUGGCUUUGAGGGACAGCAAACUACAUGUUUUGGAUACGAGGAGCACACAGAGUUGGACAGUCCCAGAGAGCUGACUAGCAUGUCAUCCAACUCCACGGCCGAUAAUCUGUGUGCACCUGACAACAACCUUUGCAUCGUAAGGGUGCACGAGCAGGCGGUGAUCAUCGUCCCUACACUGCUCCUCCUGGCCACCCUGGUUACCUUACUGGCCCUGUGCUUACUGAGAUAUUGUCCUGAACGGAAGCGGACACGGAUCACAGCCCCUCAACGCCUCCACAGCUCAUCGCACAGACACACACAAAGACACAGCCAAAGACAUCACCUACAGGGCAUUGAUGCACCCCCAGGGCUAAACCCACUGGAACAUGAAGAGCUGCCAAUGUCAGUUCAACAAGUUCAGCAGCAUGUCAGCCCAACUCUGGCUGCAGUACCACAGAUGUCCACAGAAAGGCAUCAUGGAGCCUUCAGCCAAGUCACUGCCCUGCCACUGUCCUUCUGCAUGAAGCCUAAUGACACUGUCUGCCUCUACAGAGCUCGCAUAGACAACAGGGAUGUCACCCUGAGGGUGCUGAAAGAAUCAGCAAACAGCAGUGAGAAGCAGCACUUUUUGGGUUUUGCUUCCUUCGUGUCAGGACUGGGACCGCACCCCUUCCUACCUGCUCUGCUGGGUGUGGUUUCAGUGCAGUCGCCCCUAAUGAUGGUUGUGGAGGAGCUGCAGCACAGAGACCUGUUGGGGUUCCUGUGGAGAUGUCGACAGGAUAACUCUGGUUUAGAGUCUUCAUGCAAGAUGACCGAGAAGAGGAUCUUCACCAUGGCAGGACAAGUGGCCUCUGCUCUGGAGUACCUGCACAGUCAGCGUUGCAUCCAUGGCAACGUGGGAGCUCGUAGCGUUCUGGUUGGUGGAGAUCUGACAGCGAAGCUGUGGGGACUGGGCCCAGCCUACCACAGGAGAACACAGGCCAAUUCACUGGGUGAAGUAGAGGACAUGGAGAUGAAGAAAUGGCAGGCACCUGAAGUGCUGGGCAGAGGAGCCGUCAGUCAGAGCAGUGAUGUAUGGUCCUUUGGUAUCCUGCUCUAUGAAAUGGUCACACUGGGUGACCCACCGUUUGCACAGCUCAUGGUGACUGAACUUCUGCAGUAUCUACAAAGAGGAAAGCAUCUCAAACGGCCGGCCACCUGCUCCAACUCACUGUACUCCAUCAUCAAGUCCUGCUGCCACUGGACCCCCCAACAGCGUCUCUCAAUGUCGGAGCUGAUUAGAAAACUUCAGGCGGGAGAGAAAUCAGCCAAUGGGAGGACAGUUGUCAGAUUGUCUGAACCAAUAGUCAUUGACAAAUACCUUAGGGAGGCGGGAUAUGAAAGGGCACACAACUAUUCUGUGCUCUGAUUGGCUGAAAGUGUCAUCAGUCAGGAUUUCAUUGGUGGUGCUGUUGUUGCCCCCCUACGGACUGCUGCAAGAAAGGACAAUCAAUGAUAAAGUAUAGCUGCUGCGCAGCUGUGAGGCAUUUUGAGGAGGAGGAAGAAGAAUGAGGAGGAAGAUGAAAAAAAAAAGAAGACAAAUGCAGUCCAUCAGCAGAACAUCCAGGACCAAAAUGAGUUAAAAAAUAGAAUUAAGUGUGUUAGAGUGGGGAGAUAACCUAAAACAUGCAUGGCAGUAGCUCUCCAGGAGCAGGGUUGAUGACUACUGAUAUAAGAUAUUCAUUGUGCAUCACCCUGGUCUUUAACUCACAACUGCUGUCAUCAAUGGCACAUCGUGAUCAUACCCGCAGAAACAGGAGACUCGGAGGUGGCUUCACAUUAAGACUUAUGCAGCCACCGGGGCUGUGAUAAUGGCUUAAAGGCAGAUUUCAAACUCGUGUCAAAAAUGUAGUUAUCAAGACAAAAUUCUGAGAAUUUGUGGACUUCAUCUAGACAACACAGAGAUGUUUCUAAUUUAUUUUUUACAAAGAUUAAUUGGCAAACUUGAUGUUUAAAGAUGCUCUACUUCCAUUGACUGCAAUGGUUUACAUUACAAAAUUCAGUUUUUGAGAUACAAUUCUGAAAUUUACCACACUACAUCUACCAUAAGUACAACAUUUUUUCCCAUAAACAUCGCAGAUUUAUUUUAGCGAGAAUUUGCAGUAGCUGUUUACAGUAAAACGUUUUGAUGCACUGUGGGCUCAGUUUUUUUUUUUUUUUUUUUUUGGGGGGUUAGUGAGUUAGUUUGAGUGAGUGAUGGACUUCAUAAUUCCUGGCAGCUCGAAGCAUGUGAACUAUUCUGCUCAAGUGGGCCUACAUUUUGGUGAAAGUUGCAAAGUGGUAGCACGUAAAACUGAUUUGUUUCAAAGUGUUAAACUGUAGACAGUUGCUGUAGCGCCACCAUCAGGACUAUUGGCCCACAAUGCCUGUUGAGGACAUUUGGCAUAGAACUGGAUUUAUAUGCAAAAUUUUGUUUAUUUUCACGCAUGGGAAGGCAGAUUUCCUGGGAAUAGGAAAUUAUAAUAAUAAUAACAUUGGCAGUUCCCCUAAUAACUUUAGCAGAAACAUGCACAUUGUAAUUAAUACUUGUUUGUACAGUUGGAACACUUAUGGAAGCCAUAAAGCACACUCACUUUAUUUGUUUAAAGAGUAAUAUAUAUGGAUUGUAAAUAUUUCUUUUCCUGUAAACUAUAACUAUAGUCACCCAAAAGGCUACUAUCAUUUUUAUAUUUCUAGCAUCAUUACAAGUUAGCAUGAUACCAUGUAUUCAAAUGCAUACUAAACACCCCUUUGCAGGGUUAUUUGUCAUCAUCAAGCAACUCAGCCAGAAAAAACAAAAAGUCAGCCGAAAACGGAGUUUGACAAACUCCUGGAAUUAAUGUUAAUUAGCUACCAAAUCAGAUAAACAGAUAAAAUCUGCCACUGACUGUUGUCGUCAAUCAGUGAUCGGUCACUUUUUGUCUACUUCUGUUUGAAAUUGGCAAAAUCUGUCACUGUUAUUAUUUUGAAAACUACAAUUUUGCUAUUAUAACCCCCCAAUGAUGUACAUGCAGGUGUUACACCAUAUUCUGUAAUCUAAAACAGUGUUAUCCCUUAACCUUAAGCUGAACCCAACCUUCACCCUAACUGAUCAUCUCUGUGGCACCUACCCAUAACCUACGCCGGACCUUACUGGACCUUCUCAAGGACAGAAGCUCCGAUUCAGGUCACAGUCUGACAGGCCACAGAAUACAGUGCGACACCUGGCCCUAAACUCAAAGCUCGAUAACCCGCAAAUAGUAAACUUUGAAAUAUUGCAAUGCUGAAAAUGACCCUGUGUGCAAAAAAUAAAAUAAAACCUUGCCCUAUGAACCUGUAA
Molecule: messenger RNA, 3504 nt
Organism: Siniperca chuatsi (mandarin fish)
Lineage: Eukaryota; Metazoa; Chordata; Actinopteri; Centrarchiformes; Sinipercidae
Gene: styk1a
Product: serine/threonine/tyrosine kinase 1a
Exons: 10
Coding region: 268-1575 (435 amino acids)
Biological process (GO): multicellular organism development; protein phosphorylation; cell surface receptor protein tyrosine kinase signaling pathway
Cellular component (GO): signaling receptor complex
Molecular function (GO): ATP binding; transmembrane receptor protein tyrosine kinase activity
Source: RefSeq, a predicted model, not a curated record